AUGGGUUCAAAGAGAAAGAGACCAUCCUCUGCGGGUCUGUCACAAAAAGCGAAUAAAAAAAAAGGAACUUCAUUGCUUACAAUAAAAGAAAUUCAAGAGUAUGGAGACCAGAUUAUCAGUUCAAAAAAGUAUAACAGUUUUGUUCCUUUAAUCAAACAGUUACAAGAUGUCAUAGAAUCCUUAGGUACCACAGCGAACGAGGAAUAUGAGAUGUGUGGCCGUAAGAUUGCUUUAGUGCUAUUCCAAUGUUUUCAAAAGGUUGCUAAAGACCAUAUGUUGGUGAGCAAAAAGUCUUACGAUGAAAAUAAAUCUUUAAUAGUGAAGUGGCUUAUAGAAAAAUAUCAAUCAUUCAAAGAUAUAUUACUUCGUCUUCUAAAGUAUAAAUUGACUUACCUGACUUCCUUGCAGAUUGAUGCAUUAGAGCUCUAUUUAAAUUUGAUUAAAGUUGAAAGCCACUUUUUAAAGCCUAGCGUCCACGAAUUUUACUUCCCUACAUCAACAUACCAGAGUCUUGUAUUAGCUCUUCUACAGAGCCAAAAUGGUGAUAUAGUUGCGGAUGGAUCUUCCGAUAAUUUUUGCAUCAUAGAGUUUAUUGAAAUAUUCAAAGAUUAUUGGGAUUUGCAAUUCUAUUUGAAUAAGAGUUUGGAGCAGGUGCUCUCUGAAUGGAAUUCCAAUAAAAAUAAAGAAGAGUUGAGGUUAAUAUUUGCAAACUAUUAUUCCAUAAUAAAAGUCCCAUUACUAUUCAAAGAGAGCUCUGAUGAGUUAAAAGUACAGAAGACUUGGAUUGAAUCAGAACUUCCAUCCAUUGCCUACAAGUCUUCAAGUUUCAAAUCAAAUUACCAGAACAGUCUUUUAACCUUAUUAUCCUUCCCUUUGACAUCCCUGCAAUAUAAAGGAAUUCUUUUAAUCUUACAUAAGCGGAUUAUCCCAUAUUUGACAAAACCUGAACGUUUGAUGGACUUCUUGACGGAUUCAUAUGAUGCACAAGAUGAUGCAAUAGUACCCAUUCUUGCUUUGAAUUCUCUAUAUGAAUUGAUGAAACGCUAUAAUUUGGAAUAUCCUGACUUUUAUACAAAGCUAUACUCUUUACUUACUCCGGAUCUUUUGAGUACACGGUACAGGUCAAGGUUUUUUAGAUUGUGUGAUCUUUUUCUUUCAUCUACUCAUUUGUCAUCCAAAUUGAUUGCAUCCUUCAUAAAGAGGCUUUCUCGUUUAUCCUUGACGGCAAGCGCUCCCAGUAUUGUUAUAAUAAUACCAUUUGUAUAUAACUUGUUGAGAAGACACCCUUCUUGCAUGGUAUUGAUCCAUAACAUUGCUUCAAGCAAAGCAACUUCUUAUACUGACCCAUAUGACAAUCAAGAGACGAACCCGCUCCAAACAAAGGCGAUGGACUCUUCUUUAUGGGAACUCGAGACAAUAAUGUCUCAUUAUCAUCCCAACAUUGCAACACUUGCGAAGAUAUUUGGUGAACCGUUCAGGAAGAAUAGCUACAACAUGGAGGACUUUUUAGAUUGGAGUUAUGUGACUUUGCUCGAAAGCGAAAAGACAAGAAACUAUAAAGGACUAGUAGCCCUAGAAUUUGAAAGUUUUGACAAGUUGUUUGUCGAUGAAGAUGAGAGUGUUGCUACUAGUAGUUAUGUUACAAAUUGGUCCUUAUAG
Messenger RNA from Priceomyces carsonii, 1659 nucleotides. RefSeq names its product ribosome biosynthesis protein (gene NOC4). The transcript has a single exon. Lineage: Eukaryota; Fungi; Ascomycota; Pichiomycetes; Serinales; Debaryomycetaceae. Gene Ontology annotation, cellular component: nucleolus; small-subunit processome; Noc4p-Nop14p complex. The record is from RefSeq and is a predicted model, not a curated record. Gene Ontology annotation, biological process: ribosome biogenesis. Bases 1 to 1659 code for a protein of 552 amino acids.